AUGCAAAGUCUUACACGAAAUCAGGUCACUGAGACCUAUUUAACGUCUGGAUCUUCUCUAUUCUCUGUCUGCCUUUUUGCCUUUCUUAAACGCAAGCAUUUGAGGUCGCGAAAGGUAUCUCUGGUAUGGUUCAUGAUGGUAUGGGGCCUGUUAGAGAUAGUGGCCUUGAUCCUCUUUUCUAUCGAGCAUAGCCGGCCUGGAAACUUUCCCAAGUUUCUUGCGGGAGCUAUCCCUACCAUCCUGGAUACCAUAUCCUUCUGGGGCGCCGCCAUAGUCCAGAUCAUUGCAAUUAUCUAUCCAUUUGCAGCUGGUAUCGGGAAAGGAUCGUGGCUGAAAUGGCUUAUCAUACUCGAAUGCUUGGAAAUAACAGGCAUUACUAUCCUUGCCAUGGUUUCGAGAACUCCUCCUCCCCUCCAGCUUGACAACGUUGCGCCAUUCACUUCCCAAGCUGCCGCCAUUGGAUCCAUACUUCUCGCUUCCCGAAAGUUGCUAUCCAAGGGGGGUCCGAAACAAACCGCAGAUUUUCUAUUGGGCCUGACCUUGCUUCUUAUGCUGGUCUCAGCAUUACUACUUGGGCUCUCGCUUGCUGGAUACUACACAGCGUCGAAGUUCCUGCAGUGGUUCCUUUACAUCAUGAGCUCGGCCCUGGGUUAUCGACUUGCGGAGACCGAAUACGGGAAAUCUCGUCGAACGGGUGGAAACUCGGAUCUCGAGAUGAAUCCAAGUCGCCAACCAGGCCUCAACGACUCUGUCUAUGACAACCAAUCUUCAGCAAGCCUGAAUGAGGAUCAAGCACUUCUCCCUGGCCCAGCCCUGCCGCAACCCGCGGUCAUAGCCUCGAGCAACAGACGACACUUAUCUGGCAGCGGGUGA
This is a messenger RNA of Fusarium vanettenii 77-13-4, 873 nucleotides long. RefSeq lists its product as uncharacterized. The transcript is spliced from 2 exons. The record is from RefSeq and is a predicted model, not a curated record. The coding region runs from base 1 to 873 and encodes 290 amino acids. NCBI's taxonomy places the organism in Eukaryota, Fungi, Ascomycota, Sordariomycetes, Hypocreales, Nectriaceae.